Macrosiphum euphorbiae (potato aphid) is the source of this 339-nucleotide messenger RNA. Lineage: Eukaryota; Metazoa; Arthropoda; Insecta; Hemiptera; Aphididae. The record is from the annotation of a GenBank genome assembly.
AUGAAAUUAGGAGAAUACUCUGACAUAGAAUCAUGUUUAUUAAAAUGGUUUCAACAAUGUCUUGACAGAAAAAUUCCAAUAAAUGGACCUAUUCUACGAGAAAAAGCUGAAGACUUUGGACAUAAGUUAGGCCAUGAACAUUUUAAAGCCAGCAGUGGAUGGUUAACAAAUUGGAAAACCAUACAUAGUGUUGUUUUUAAAGAAGUUUGUGGUGAAAGUGGCGCUGUAGAUGUACAAAAAUGUUCCGGAUGGAUGAAUAAUUUACCGAAACUCAUCGAAAAUUAUUCACCAGACGAUAUUUUUAAUGUAGACGAAACAGGAUUAUUUUUCAAAUGUUAA